Messenger RNA from Ostreobium quekettii, 717 nucleotides. NCBI's taxonomy places the organism in Eukaryota, Viridiplantae, Chlorophyta, Ulvophyceae, Bryopsidales, Ostreobiaceae. The record is from the annotation of a GenBank genome assembly.
AUGAUGGCUUGGUUGUGCCUCCCUGCACGGUCGGUCAAAGAAAACGUCCGCUGGGCGCAGGCGCAGCCCCGCACCGCGUGGCUUGGACGAUCCGCGCGGCCGUUCGCCGCAUUUGGCGCAGAGCGCUGCUCUGUGCCCUGCCUUCCGCCGACAAGGGCGACCGGCGACGAGCACAUGCUAUCUUUGAUCGUCGCUGACCGUUGGGAGAUGCCUGGAGGUGUUCAGGGUGGGAAAUCGUGCAGCGCCACUCCUUCAAACGGGAAACAACCUCAUAAGAAUUCCACUUCCGUGCGCAGGGCAAGCGGUGUGGGCGCCUUGGCGGUGGUGUGGCGCAUGAAGGCGGCCGCCCGCCGGUCCGCAAUGGCGGUGGGAGUGAUCCCAUUGGCGCUGGUGGCUAUGCUCCUGUGCUCCUUUGGCUCUGCGGGUGGCCGCAGCCUGAGCGGGCAGAAGGACGAGGAGUGCUUGAGGGCGAGCAUCCUGGCCGUGAAGGACUGUCUGCACGCCACCGAAGAGGAUGAGUUCACCUGCACGAUGGACGUCGCAAGGGUGACGGAUGAGUGUCUCGAUGCGUGUCUUGCCAAUGGGGACUGUAAUGGCUCGAAGUGCGUCCACGACUUCCUGUCGACUUGGGACGAAUGCGAGGAAAGGGGCAAGUACACAAGGGGCAAAUGUGCGCAGGCCUUGAAGGUGGACAGGCACCGCUGCCCAGACGCUUGA